CAGCAGGGUACAAAUCACACAAAGUUGUUGGAUGAUAUGAAUAUGGACGCAGGCUUCAGCAGUCCCCCCAAAUUGAGAAGGUCAGUGUCUUUAUCCAGAAAGCUUGGGGAGAUCGAGUCGCCACUGAUUCCAACUCCUGUCAUCUGUGGUCAUACUCCCCUUGUUGAUCUUCCAAUGCCCACACCUCCAGAUAGUAGUGGACUGAGUGAAUUAUCCUCGAGCAGUAUAUGCUUGGAGGGAGCUCUGGUGGAACAGGCUGUGGACAACCUACUGAGUCUGCCUGAAGUUGUAGGUCAAGUCAGUGCCAUACAGAAGGACCACAAUAAGGAGUUAGAAAGACAGCUCAUGCAGCUUAAAAACCUACAAAAUGACAUCAAAGAAAGUAACGCAAAACACAGAAGUGUAAAGCAAGAAAUCUCCAGUAUUGACCGGAAGACUAGGAUGAUUGAGGAGGAAGUGAUGGAGAACGAGAAGCUGUGUCAGGCUCAUCAGAAACAAAUAGACUCAUUGGUAAAGGUUUGUGAAAGCCUUAGACAUCAACUGACAACAAAGCAAAAAGGCUUGCUCACAGAAACAAGUAAGCAUGCAUACUAUAUGUCCAAGAUGAAAACCUACAAAACACAAGUGAAUGACUUUGAAAUAUCACAUCCUGCCCAAAAGAAACUUGCUGAACUGCAACAGAGACUUGAAGACCUUAAGAAACAAAAACAGCUUCUGUCCGAGAAUAUGGAUGAGUUUUUAUCGGUGAGCACUGGCCAGAGAGAAGCCGACAUCAAGGAGAUUGACAAGGUGAAGUUGGAGACUUGUACAUGGAAAGAAGAGAUGCUCCAUAAACAGAAGAUGUUAGAAGAUUUAAAGCAUCAAGAAGAAAAGAUCCAAAUAGCCACUUCUGUUUUACAUAAGCGUAAUGCAGCACAGCUUACUCGGUUAAAAAGACAAGUGAGGGAGCAGCAACUCCGACAACGGCAGUGGCAUAACCAGCACUCUCAGCUACAACACAGCAUUGCAGAGAUCAGCAAGAGGCUGGCAGAGUGACUUCAACAGAGAUAAGACAUGUACUCAAAAGAAGUUCAAGAACACCCGAUGGCAUGACAGGUUAACGGGUGUUCUUUAACAUCUUUUGAGUAGUAUAUAUUGAAUAGGAGUACAUUUCAGUAUUGAUAUACUACUAAUUUGUUUGUUAAUCUAAGUGACCAGAUGGGAACAGAAUGAGACUGAUUGCUUGGAGUUGUUGUCAUACAAAUAGUAUUUGAUUUUGCCAAGGAACUGGUACAUUUCUAACUUCUUAUCAAGUUAUGUUAACAGUUCACAGUUCAAUAAGUUGUUGUCCUUAGUUUCAGAACAGUAUGAAAUAUCUCAGUAUUACUAUCAAAUGUUGAGUAAUACAUCUCAUUCAAUUGCCAUGUAGAGUCCCUUUGUUAGAAUAAGGGGUAAACUCACAAAACUGGAACCAAAUAAAUGUGAAAACCUAUCUAUCAUGGCUUCAGUUAAGACUCUAUAUGUCACUGACUGGAAUGAAGUUCAGUUUACUGUUCAUGAGAAUGGGCAGAGACGAUGACACAAGGUAUGUAAUGUUUUAUUACAAAUUCAGAAGGGAAAGGCAUUAAAUUAGAUGUGACGACUUAAAUUUCAAUACCAGUUUACAAAAUGUUUAUUUACAAUCAUGUACAUGUUUUCAAAUAAAAACACUUUGAGGAAAAAUUAUGUUCAAUUUUUACUUCCUGAUUUGAAAGGAAGAAAUCUCACCAAAAAUUGUUCCCUUUCCAUAUUGAAAGGGAAUUUUUGUCUCGGUGAGUCUUAAAUAUCUUCCUUUCAAUAAUCACCCCAUACCAAUAAUAUCUCCUCAAAGUGUCCUAUACAAGGAUUCAUCGAAACUUUGGAAGUGAGGAAUGAAACAGUGUUCUCACAUCCGAAAUAAUAACGAAAUAAAACAACCAAAGUCAAUGAUAUAUUUGCUCCUGGCACGGACAAUUGGAAAUGAAGAUAAUAUAUCCUGUUCUUACCUUCACCUUUGAGAAACAUUCCCUCCUAUGAAA
Molecule: messenger RNA, 2036 nt
Organism: Haliotis rufescens (red abalone)
Lineage: Eukaryota; Metazoa; Mollusca; Gastropoda; Lepetellida; Haliotidae
Product: protein fantom-like
Exons: 10
Coding region: 37-1035 (332 amino acids)
Source: RefSeq, a predicted model, not a curated record